AUGAAACUUAUAGUUUGCAAUGAACUUCAAAGUAUAGAUACAACAAAAGUUUUGAACUCAGAUGCUUUGAAGAGUCUUAUAACAGACAAAGUUGGAGUUGUUGAAAGAAAGUAUAAAGACCAAAGAGUUUGUGAAAAUGUUGCAAACUUCAUUAUGGUUUCAAACAAUGCUGUUCCGAUGAAGUUAGAAAGUUCUGACAGAAGAUAUGUAGUUGUCAGAACGUCAGAUUCUCAUAUGCAAGAUACAGAAUAUUUUGACGACUUAGCAGAAACUUUGACAUCUGACUUUUACAACCACUUGUUCUCAUAUUUCAUGACAUUAGAUAUUUCAAAGUUCAAUCCAAGACAAAUUCCACAUACCGAAGAGAGACAAACAUUGUUAGAAGCAAACAAGAGUGUAUAUGAACUGUUCAUAGAAGAAAGCGACUUUGAGUGUUUAUAUGAAAAGUCUUUAUAUGAUGAAUAUAAACAAUAUUGUCAAGAAUAUGGUUAUAUGGCAGCUUCUAAACGUACAUUCUUGGCAAAUGUCAAAAGUAUUUUAGACGUACAGAAUGGUGUAUAUACAAAGAAAAAUUUUUCUGAGUAA
Molecule: messenger RNA, 585 nt
Organism: Trichomonas vaginalis G3
Lineage: Eukaryota; Parabasalia; Trichomonadida; Trichomonadidae
Product: Poxvirus D5 protein-like family
Exons: 1
Coding region: 1-585 (194 amino acids)
Source: RefSeq, a predicted model, not a curated record